Molecule: messenger RNA, 3461 nt
Organism: Microtus ochrogaster (prairie vole)
Lineage: Eukaryota; Metazoa; Chordata; Mammalia; Rodentia; Cricetidae
Gene: Elf2
Product: E74 like ETS transcription factor 2
Biological process (GO): cell differentiation; regulation of transcription by RNA polymerase II
Cellular component (GO): nucleus
Molecular function (GO): DNA-binding transcription factor activity, RNA polymerase II-specific; sequence-specific DNA binding
Source: RefSeq, a predicted model, not a curated record
CACGACCAGCAAAGUGGGUGACUCUAAUCCAGUGUCCUCGAUGCUGGCCGGCUGCUCUGCUGUUUACUAAUACCUGUCUAGUGUACUCCGACUUCUGCAGAGAAGAGGACCAAGUCGUCUUUGGAAGUAGUUGGAGACUCCUGACUUCCUUAGUGAUGUUUUUAGAAUAUUUUCUAGGUACGAGUUUUUAAAGGGCACUUCUUUGGAAUGAACUGAUUGUAUGUUGCAUAAGCUCAGGAGGGGCCAAAACAAGUUAAAAAGCCACCUUCAUGUACAGCUGCGGGACUAGGUAUUAGGUCGCUUCUAGGAAGAAAAAUUUGAUUCAUGGCUCUUUUCCAGAGGGGACAUUUGCAGACUUAGCUUCCGCACAACGUGAAGCGCGCCUCUUCCUGCCGAGGCCCGCGUCCCCGAGGGCGGCCUGCUGCUGCCCAGCCUCAGGUGUCCGUGCUGCCGCUAGCUGCCGGCGCCCGGGACUUCCUGUCUGGGCGCGGGGCGGAAGGAUCGCGUUGCCAGCCGGGGCCGCCGCCGCCCCUGCCGUUAGGUGGUGGGGCUGCUCAGCCCGGCGGCGGGAGGCGGGCCGGCCGCCGCUUCCUGUCGGAGGACGCGCAAGGAUCCGGGCGUCGGAGUGUGUGCGAGUGCGUGAGUGUGUGCCGCCCGCACGGCGUGUGUCUCCGGCCGCGGGUUCCGCCUUCUCCCCUGUCGCCGCUGCUCAGGGUGUAAGUCAAUGUGAAGCAGCAGUUCCAGCCCCGGGAUAAACAUGGCGACGUCUCUGCAUGAGGGACCCACGAACCAGCUGGAUCUGCUCAUCCGGGCGGUGGAAGCAUCAGUCCAUAGCAGUAAUGCGCACUGUACAGAUAAGACAAUUGAAGCUGCUGAAGCCUUGCUUCAUAUGGAAUCUCCUACCUGCUUGAGGGAUUCGAGAAGUCCUGUGGAAGUGUUUGUCCCUCCUUGUAUAUCAACUCCAGAGUUCAUCCAUGCUGCGAUGAGGCCAGAUGUCAUUACAGAGACUGUGGUGGAGGUGUCGACGGAAGAGUCGGAACCAAUGGAUGCCUCACCUAUUCCCACUUCACCAGAUAGCCACGAACCAACGAAAAAGAAAAAAGUUGGCCGUAAACCAAAGACCCAGCAGUCACCAGUUUCCAAUGGAUCUCCUGAGUUAGGAAUCAAGAAGAAAGCCAGAGAAGGAAAAGGAAACACAACCUAUCUGUGGGAGUUUCUUUUAGAUCUACUUCAAGAUAAAAAUACUUGUCCCAGGUAUAUUAAGUGGACUCAGAGAGAAAAGGGCAUAUUCAAACUUGUGGACUCGAAGGCUGUCUCGAAGCUUUGGGGAAAGCACAAGAACAAACCAGAUAUGAACUAUGAAACUAUGGGGCGAGCUUUGAGAUACUACUACCAAAGGGGGAUUCUUGCAAAGGUUGAAGGACAGAGGCUUGUGUAUCAGUUCAAGGACAUGCCCAAAAACAUAGUGGUCAUUGAUGACGACAAGAGUGAAGCCUGCAGUGAAGACCUGGCAGCAGCCGCUGACGAGAAGUCCCUAGAGCGAGUGUCACUGUCUGCAGAAAGUCUCCUGAAAGCAGCAACUUCUGUUCGCAGCGGGAAAAACUCAUCCAUAAACUGCUCCAGAGCAGAGAAGGGUGUGGCUAGAGUUGUGAAUCUCACUUCCCCUGCUCACGACACUUCAUCCAGGUCUCCUACCACCACAGCAUCUGUGACAGCGGCAGCAGCUCCAAGGACAGUUCGUGUGGCAAUGCAAGUUCCUGUGGUGAUGACAUCACUGGGUCAAAAGAUUUCCACUGUGGCAGUUCAGUCAGUCAAUGCAGGCGCACCAUUAAUAACCAGCACCAGUCCCACCACAGCCACCUCUCCGAAAGUAGUCAUUCAGACGAUCCCGACUGUGAUGCCAGCCUCUACUGAAAAUGGAGACAAAAUCACCAUGCAGCCUGCCAAAAUUAUCACCAUCCCUGCUACACAGCUUGCACAGUGUCAACUGCAGACAAAGUCAAAUCUGACUGGAUCAGGAAGCAUUAACAUUGUCGGAACCCCCUUGGCUGUGAGAGCACUUACCCCUGUUUCAAUAGCCCAUGGUACUCCUGUAAUGAGACUAUCUGUGCCUGCACAGCAGGCUUCUGGCCAGACUCCUCCUCGAGUUAUCAGUGCGGUCAUAAAAGGGCCAGAGGUUAAAUCAGAAACAGUGGCAAAAAAGCAGGAACAUGAUGUGAAAACUUUGCAGCUGGUAGAAGAAAAGGGAGCAGAUGGGAAUAAGACAGUAACCCAUGUAGUGGUUGUCAGUGCGCCUUCUGCUAUUGCCCUUCCUGUGACUAUGAAAACCGAAGGACUAGUGACGUGUGAGAAAUAAGCGAGCUCUGCCGUGGCUUGCAGACUGUUAGUGUUGUACUGACAAACAUUGGCAAGGGAAGACAUCAAGAAAAGCCAGAGGAGGACUUCAGACAAUUGUGCAUAGAAGAAAGCAAUUAGACUUACUGGAAUAGUUACCUAUCCCAUGUUUCAGUGGGAAGUGAACUACACAUUGAGAUGCUGACAGAAAACUGCCUCUUAAAGUAGGAACAACUGAACCCUCAUUAAGCAAACAGACUGAAAGGGACCAAGCAGCCCACUACAAUAGCAAGUUACACUAAGAGUUGGAACACUAACACCUGUAAGAGGUUACAUAGUUUUCAGUGGGGCGGGUUGGGAUGAGUGAUCUCAUUGUUACAUAUAGCAAUUUUUGAUGCAUUUUUAUAUGCAUACCAGCAACUAUUACUGUGUUUGCACAGUACUCACUUAACUGGUGCUAUGUGAAGAUUGCUAAUAUAGGUAUUCUAGAAUGUGAACUGAGUAGAGCCAAGAGCUCCAGAAGAGGGUAACAAAAAGAUGUAGUGCGUUUCUUGUUUUAUUUUUUGUUUUUGAAUAUAUAUAUCAUAUAGCUUAAGCUGUUUUAAAACAAAGGCCUUAGACUAAUUUUUGGUUUUCUUCCUUGAAAUAAGCUAAUGGCUUGUUUGUGUAAAGCUUUUUUAUUAAAGGAAAAAAUUUUAAAAAUCUUGUACCUAGCACAGUAUUGUUAUAGAAUUUACAUGUAACAUUUUAUAUGGUAGUUUAAGUCUGUUGGUUUCUUAAUUGUGAAGAAAUUUACUGUAACAUACCUGCGUCACUCAAGUCGGCCCUGGCGUCUCGCAGACACAUCAGCAUCAGUUCUCACGUGGUUUGGAAAUUCAGGCUCAGCAUGAACUCGUCAGGUAGCUCUAAUUCCUGCUGUUUGUUUUCUUCCUCAUUCUUGUUCCUUCUUUCCUCCUUUUUUUCCUCCUUUUUUCUUUUUUAGUUGAUGUUUAAGAGGGAAAGUACCAGUGUUCAGAUUUGAACUAUAAUAGUUUGUAUAUUCAACAUUUGAAGUAUAUUCUAUUUUGUUGUACUCUUGUUUCAAAGUGUAUUCAAGUAGGUUUUCUGAAAUAUAGAAGUGAAAUUUA